This is a messenger RNA of Corticium candelabrum, 731 nucleotides long. RefSeq lists its product as uncharacterized. The transcript is spliced from 4 exons. Bases 50 to 490 code for a protein of 146 amino acids. The record is from RefSeq and is a predicted model, not a curated record. Lineage: Eukaryota; Metazoa; Porifera; Homoscleromorpha; Homosclerophorida; Plakinidae.
AAUAUUAAUUAAAUUUUCCUGUUUCUCGAGUGUUUCAUAAUUUGCAAGUAUGGGUCUGCUCGUCGUCUUGGUUUUCGCAGGACUGUGCACAGCGUCGAGCCUAGCUUGCGUUGACAACGACGGCAUCGUCCGAAUUUGUACCGGGUACGACAUACAUGGCGACUACACGAGACAGACGGAGUGUUGUGAGUGCGCCGCCGGUUGCUGCACACCAACCGUUAAUGAUGUCUGUGACGAUGCGAAAAGCUUCUUUAGCAGACUUCCGCUCUGGGCUUGGAUUUGUAUUGGUGUUGGUGCUUUUGUCUUCUUGAUUGCUUUAAUUGUUGGCAUUUGCUUUUGUUGUGGAUGUUGUUCGUCUGGCAAAAAGACUAUCACCACACACACUGCACCUGCUUCAAUGGGAGGCACUACUGUUGUAGCUACAUCGAAUCAGACACAAAUGACGGGUGCAGCCGGCAGUGGUCCAUAUCGAUACUCCAACUUUGCUUGAAAAUGGUGGUGGCAGUUGACUGAGCGGCAGUGAUGCUCGAAUUUUUAAUGUUUUUGUACCCGCUGAGUACAUGUACUUAUUAUAGUCGUGUAUUUUUAAACAAACAAAAGCUGAUAGUUUUGUAUUACCAUAAGCUCAUUUUUUAUUAGUUAAUUGCUUGAUGUUUUGUAUUUUAAGUUUGUGCGAUACGUGUACACGUAUCCGAAUUUUUGUUUUGGUUAAAAGAUUUUGAAAUCGGGCA